GGGUGCAUUUUUGAAAGCUAUGAAGCCGUUCUCUGCUCCGGUGAGCUAAACUCAGGAAGUACAGUCCCAGACAAAUGCCACUGAGGCUACUCUAGGUUCGUUGUCUCAACCUAGGUUGAAUAUAGAACCACAGAUAAGGAGUCUGCAGUGAAGGGGAAGCGAGAAUUCGCCAGGGGCUUCAGGCUCUGGUGGGUCCCCUGGGAGACCCAUGGAGACUAAGGGAAUCUUUGGGGAUUUUUAGCAUCUCCAAUGAGCCCAAUAAGGGGUCUGCAGACUCCCUCAACCCCAAAGUAGAAGUGAUCAAGCUACUGGUCUAUUUAGGAGGGGGAUGGUCUGGAAAGAAAAGGGAUUAGACUGGGCAUGGGUGAAGGCUAACAAAGUAAGUGUGCAUAGACUGUGGUGUGGGGUGUCAAAGCUAGACCAAGGCAGGCAGGCCCCAGGAGAUACUGUGCUAAAGUAGGUAUUGGGACUCAGCUGAACAGCCCAAGGAUCAGAGAGACAAGAGCAGUUACCACCUCCAUGGUUCCAUCAGAGACUCCAACCCAAAGCCCAGAGGAAUGUAGCCCAAAGGAAAUGUUGCUUCCCCAACCUCUGACCAGGAAUAGAACUGGGGUCAUAUGAGAGAGGGAGUCCAGACUGGGGAUGGGGCCUGGGUGGAACAUCUGAUCCCUUGGAGGAACAUGUGUUUGCGGGGUUGGAUAGGUAGCAGUCACUCCUACUAGGAAGUCCACCUGUAAAUCUGACCACCUUCCUUCGCUGCAAAGGUCUUGGGACAUCAGAUGCCAAGUUCCCAACUUCCCAGGCUCCAACCUCUAGAAGCCAGGCCAAAGCGUGGGAAGCUUCAGGGAGUUGGAAUUUCCCUCUCCUGGCAGCAGGCCUGAGUGUCCCUCCAGAGCUGGCAGUGGGUACCGGCUGCUGGCAGGGCCAGCCUUCUCUCCCUCCUGUACCAUUUUGUGCUCAGCACCUAGCACCUGUCACCUGUCCUCUAGAGGGAGGGAGCCUGCAGUGGGGUUUGUCCUUAGGGUAGUGAUGGUGAGGGGGUGUGAUACAUGCAUCCUGAGGUGUGUGCAUCUGUGCACUUGUAGGUAGGAGUGCAAACAUUCUUCCAACUGGUUCACAUCUUCAACCCCACACACCAAGAUUGUUUUGAGUCUAGGUCUUGCUGUGAUGAUGGCUUGGAACUCAGCCAUUCUCCUGUCUUGGCCUCCUGAGUGCUGGGGUCACAGAUGCAUGUCACCGCACUGGUGAUCUUGAUCCUUCCUUCCCUACCUUGCCAGCCCAGAGACAGUACAGCAUGUGGUAAAGAUACAAAACCUGAAGCCACAGUUGCUGUCUCAGUUUCCCCACCUUCGAAAUGUUAAAAUGGAGCUAAUAACAUCUACCUCUGGGGAUUGGGAGUGAGGCCGUGUUUUGGCGUGGCAGGGGCAGUGGGAAUGGUUCUCGUCGUACCUGGGCACUCUAGUGACAGUUCCCUGUCUUCUGUAAGGUGCUCUGAGCAGGCUGAGCUGUGAACUUGGAAAGAUCUGCCGCCCGACAUUCCUUCCCCCACUUCCCCCAGGUCUGCCAGCCUGUGGCUAUUUGUAGCGAUGACUGCAUCUCUGGGCCCUUGUAUGGACGGGAUGCUGUGCGUGUGUGAUCAAGGAGGGGAACUGGGAAACUACAGGACAGACAGGUGUAUGUACUUGCGCCCUCCGUCGCUGUCCUUGGAUUCUAGUGCUGAACCCCGAGACUGGGGCAACCUGCAGACCCAGCCCUGCCAAGCCCCUCGGCCACCCACUAGCUUCCUUGGCCACGCCCCAUUCUGGGCUCCUCCCUCUUGCUCUUUUGCAAGGCCUCGUCUCAGCUUUGUGGCCCCGCCCCCAACUGCCUGGCCACGCCUCCUCCUAUUGGCUCCUCCUUCGGCGGAUUCCCCAGCCUGAGCUCCCAGGCCUCGCUCCCUCCCAUAAGCCCUGCCCUCUCCUGGCUCCUCCCUCUUUUCCUCCGGCCUCUAUAUUCCUCCUCCUGGUGGUCCCUUCCCUAGCUCCCCUGUGCCCACCCUCUCUCUUCCUUCAGCUCCUCCCUCUUCCAGGCUGUCCCUGUCCUCCAACCACAACUACCCUAUUUCCACACCACCCUUCCUAAAUUUCCUCUCUCCCACCUCCCGGUGGUCCUUUUCCCAGCUCACUUGUCCCACCCCCUCUCAUCCGCGGCAUCUCCCUCCUUCAGCCUAGUCCCUCUUUCCCGGCUGAUUCCCCCGCCCCAAUUCCUCUGUUCCCGCCCCCUUCCCCCGGCUUCCUCCCAAGCUGUACUCCCCUGCCUCUCCAAUCUAGCCCCCUCCCCGGGGCUGCUUUCUCAGCCCCCCCCCUUCCUCUGUCCCCGCCCCCUCCCCUGGACUCCGCCCUCCUCCCAGCCCCUCCCCAGUUCCCCUCCUAGCAUCCCCUCUCUUCCCUCCUCCCUGCUCUCCCUCAGUCCCCAGCUCCUCUCCCUCUUUCUCCCUUUCCUCCUCGGGCGGAGGCGCCCACUGCCGGGGGCCCAGCGGGGACCGGCCCGGCUGCAAAGCAGGACCUGACCACCCCCCAUGGCUCCCUUGGCUUUGGUGGGGGUUGCCCUCCUUCUGGGGGCACCCCACUGCUUGGGGGAAGCUACUCCGACCCCAUCCCUGCCACCUCCCCCAGCUAAUGACAGCGAUGCCAGCCCAGGCGGCUGCCAAGGUUCCUACCGCUGCCAACCAGGGGUGCUGCUGCCUGUGUGGGAACCCGACGACCCAUCACUGGGGGACAAGGCUGCACGGGCCGUGGUGUACUUUGUGGCCAUGGUCUACAUGUUCUUGGGUGUGUCUAUCAUUGCUGAUCGUUUUAUGGCAUCCAUUGAGGUCAUCACAUCCAAGGAGAAAGAGAUCACCAUCACCAAGGCAAAUGGGGAGACCAGCGUGGGCACUGUACGCAUCUGGAAUGAAACGGUGUCCAACCUUACACUCAUGGCCCUGGGCUCCUCAGCACCUGAGAUUCUGCUGUCUGUCAUCGAGGUCUGUGGCCACAACUUCCAGGCGGGUGAGCUAGGCCCAGGCACCAUCGUGGGCAGUGCCGCCUUCAACAUGUUUGUGGUCAUUGCUGUGUGUGUGUAUGUCAUCCCGGCUGGUGAGAGCCGUAAGAUCAAGCACUUAAGGGUCUUCUUCGUCACAGCCUCUUGGAGCAUCUUUGCCUAUGUCUGGCUUUAUCUCAUUCUAGCAGUUUUCUCUCCAGGCGUGGUCCAGGUGUGGGAGGCACUGCUCACGCUGGUCUUCUUCCCGGUGUGUGUGGUGUUCGCCUGGAUGGCGGACAAGCGACUGCUCUUCUACAAGUACGUGUACAAGCGCUAUCGCACCGACCCUCGCAGCGGAAUCAUCAUCGGGGCAGAGGGAGACCCGCCCAAGAGCAUCGAGCUGGAUGGCACAUUCGUGGGCACUGAGGUCCCAGGCGAGCUGGGUGCAUUGGGCACAGGUCCCGCUGAGGCGCGUGAGCUGGACGCCAGCCGGCGCGAGGUCAUCCAGAUUCUUAAGGACUUAAAGCAGAAGCACCCGGAUAAGGACCUGGAGCAGCUGGUGGGCAUCGCCAAGUACUAUGCACUGCUGCACCAGCAGAAGAGCCGUGCCUUCUACCGCAUCCAGGCCACGCGGCUGAUGACAGGUGCGGGCAACGUGCUGCGCCGACACGCUGCGGAUGCUGCCCGCAGGCCUGGGGCCAACGAUGGUGCCCCCGAUGAUGAGGACGAUGGUGCCAGCCGCAUCUUCUUUGAGCCCAGCCUCUACCACUGCCUGGAGAACUGCGGGUCAGUGCUGCUGUCGGUGGCUUGCCAGGGUGGUGAGGGCAACAGCACCUUCUACGUGGAUUACCGCACGGAGGAUGGCUCUGCAAAGGCAGGCUCCGAUUAUGAGUACAGCGAGGGCACGCUGGUGUUCAAGCCCGGGGAGACGCAGAAGGAGCUGCGCAUCGGCAUCAUCGACGACGACAUCUUCGAGGAGGACGAGCACUUCUUCGUGAGGCUGCUGAACCUGCGUGUGGGCGAUGCUCAGGGCAUGUUCGAGCCCGACGGCGGUGGGCGGCCCAAGGGGCGGCUGGUGGCGCCACUGCUGGCCACCGUCACCAUUCUGGACGACGACCACGCGGGCAUCUUCUCCUUCCAGGACCGCCUGCUGCAUGUGAGCGAGUGCAUGGGCACCGUGGAUGUGCGUGUGGUGCGCAGCUCUGGCGCACGUGGCACCGUACGCCUUCCCUACCGCACAGUGGACGGCACGGCUCGUGGUGGUGGUGUGCACUACGAGGAUGCUUGUGGAGAGCUGGAGUUCGGCGAUGACGAGACCAUGAAGACUCUUCAGGUCAAGAUAGUGGACGACGAAGAGUAUGAGAAGAAGGACAACUUCUUCAUCGAGCUGGGCCAGCCCCAGUGGCUUAAGCGGGGCAUCUCAGCUCUGCUACUCAACCAAGGGGAUGGAGACAGGAAGCUGACUGCAGAGGAGGAGGAGGCCCAGAGGAUAGCAGAGAUGGGCAAGCCAGUUCUUGGGGAGAACUGUCGCCUCGAGGUCAUCAUCGAGGAGUCUUAUGACUUUAAGAAUACGGUGGAUAAACUCAUAAAGAAAACAAACCUGGCCUUGGUGAUUGGGACCCACUCAUGGAGGGAGCAGUUUUUAGAGGCAGUUACAGUGAGCGCAGGGGACGAGGAGGAGGAUGAGGAUGGGUCUCGUGAGGAGCGGCUGCCAUCCUGCUUUGACUACGUGAUGCACUUCCUGACGGUGUUCUGGAAAGUUCUGUUCGCCUGCGUUCCACCCACGGAGUACUGCCAUGGCUGGGCCUGCUUUGGUGUCUGCAUCCUGGUCAUUGGUCUGCUCACUGCCCUCAUCGGAGACCUGGCCUCACACUUUGGGUGCACCGUGGGCCUCAAGGACUCAGUCAACGCCGUGGUCUUCGUGGCUCUGGGCACCUCCAUCCCUGACACGUUUGCCAGCAAGGUGGCCGCGCUGCAGGACCAGUGCGCCGACGCGUCCAUCGGUAACGUGACCGGCUCCAAUGCGGUGAACGUGUUCCUGGGCCUGGGUGUGGCCUGGUCGGUGGCCGCAGUGUACUGGGCGGUGCAGGGUCGCCCCUUCGAGACAUCAACCAAGCCACACACCCCUGCUGUCCUAUACUGUUUCCUGGGAUCAAACGAGCUCAUGGAGGAACAGGGCAACUCCUGAGACCAAUGCGAGGGGUUGGAGAGAAGGCCCAGCCAUUAAGAGCAUGCAUUGCUCUUGAAGAGAACCCAGCACAGGAGUCACAAUGUCAGAAAGCUCACAAGCACCUAUAAUUCCAGCUCCAGGCGACCUGCCCUUCCUCUUCCGGCCUCCACAGGCACCUGCACUCUGGUACACACACACACACACACACACACACACACACACACACUUUAAAAUACAAUACAAUAAAAUAAAAAACUUGUUUUUUUUUCAAGUCAUGGUUUUUCUGUGUAGCCCUGGCUGUCCCAGAACUUAGUCUGUAGACCAGGCUGGCCUCAAACUCACAGAGAUCUGUCUCCCUCUGCCUCUCUAGUGCUGGGAUUAAAGGUGAGCACCACCGUCACUCAAUAAUAAAACUUUUUAUAUAAGAAUUUAGGGGCUAGAGGAAUGGCUCAUUGGUUAAUAACAUUUGUUGCCCUCGAAGAGGACUCAGGUUUGGUUCCCAAAAUUGGCAUAGUAGCUCACAGCAAUCUAUAGUUCCUGUUCCAGGGGGUCUAGUUCCCUCCCCUGACCGUAGACACCAAAUUUGCACAUAGUGCACAUGCAUACAAGCAAAACACUUAUAAAAUUGAAAACAAAUCUUUUCUUUUUUUUACUGAAGCUCACAGCUGCCUGUGACUCCUUUUUUUUUUUUUUUUAAAGAUUUAUUUUAUGUAUGUGAGUACAGUCACUUUCUUCAGACACCAGAAGAGGGCAUCGGAUCCCAUUACAGAUGGUUGUGAGCCACCAUGUGGUUGCUGGGAAUUGAACUCAGGACCUCUGGAAGAGCAGUGCUCUUAACCGCUGAGCCAUCUCUCCAGCCCAAAUCUUUUUUUUUUUUUUUAAGGAACUCAUGAGACACAUGAAUCAGAAAGCUCACAAGGCAGACUCCUCCCUGUGAAAUUGAAAUUUCUGGUUUCUUUGGAAACAGUUGUGUCAUAUGACGUUUAGCUGGGGCAGACAUGUGUGAAAGGAUGUUCUACUGAAGUGGACUCAUGAGAGGAUGCCUGAUGUUUAGAAAGAAUAUAAACAUGGCCCCACAGACAGUAGGAAGAGGCUCUAGCACUGGUUCGCCUUACAAUGUGUUGCUGACCUUCGCUUGUCAUGGCUUGGUAGAGAGUUACUUGCCAAAGAACUUCUUGUAAUAUUCUGGCAGCUCCUUGAUGCCUCUGCAGACUCAGGCCCAUUGGCAGAGCCUCUGGGUUUCUUCUGGAUCAAACUGCUGUUGCAGAUUCUUGAGUGAGGAUUGCUGAAUGGACUGGAGUGCCACCGCUGUUUCGUGUUGGUGUUUUGCUAGAGGGCUGGACUGCUAACAGUGAAGAUUGGGAUCACCCCCCAAAGAGCUAUUUCUAAACAGGUCCAUGACCUCCAUUUCCUAUUAACCUUUCUUUUCCACUUCCUCUGGUGGGUGGUGGCCUAGAAGGGAGAUUAAAGUAUUUAAGAACCAUUAUUAAGGGGCUGGGGAUUUAGCUCAGUGGUAGAGCGCUUACCUAGGAAGCGCAAGGCCCUGGGUUUGGUCCCCAGCUCCGAAAAAAAAAGAACCAAAAAAAAAAAAAAAGAACCAUUAUUAAAGUAGGUUGUGAAAAAUCUAAGCUUGUGUAAAAACCUAGGGUACACGAGCAGUGGACAACCGAUGAGGAGAGAUAGUCUCUUCAUGUGGCUCUGCCUGCGUGAUGCAUAGGGAAGGCGGGUUGGGGGUGGUUUAAAUAGGAUUGGCCCUUAUAGACUAGUGUGUUGGAAUGCUUGGCCCCUGAGGAGUGGCACUAUUAGGAGGUGUGGCCCUGUUAGAGGAAGUGUGUCACUAUGCAGGUCUCAUACACAUGCUCAAGUCUAGCCAGUGUGACGCAGUCUCCUUCCUGCUGCCUCUGGAUCAAGAUGUUGAACUCUUGGCUUCUCCAGCACGAUGGCCACCCGUAUGCUUCCUGGUAUGAUGAUAAUGGACUGAACCUCUGAAACUGUAAGCCAGUUUCAAUUAAAUGUCGUUCUUUAUAAGA
Messenger RNA from Rattus norvegicus (Norway rat), 7200 nucleotides. The record is from RefSeq and is a predicted model, not a curated record. Lineage: Eukaryota; Metazoa; Chordata; Mammalia; Rodentia; Muridae.